Messenger RNA from Limulus polyphemus (Atlantic horseshoe crab), 444 nucleotides. RefSeq names its product 2-amino-3-carboxymuconate-6-semialdehyde decarboxylase-like. Gene Ontology annotation, cellular component: cytosol; cytoplasm. The transcript has 3 exons. The annotation marks the transcript as partial. Gene Ontology annotation, biological process: secondary metabolic process. NCBI's taxonomy places the organism in Eukaryota, Metazoa, Arthropoda, Merostomata, Xiphosura, Limulidae. Gene Ontology annotation, molecular function: carboxy-lyase activity. The record is from RefSeq and is a predicted model, not a curated record.
UUACAAGUGUUGUACAAUGUUCGCCAGAUGUUUCUUUGGUAAUUUGUUCUGUAGAAAGUCCAAGUUCUUCGUAUUUAUCCAUAUCUUUCGUACUGGGUUCGUAUUCCAGGCCUAGCGGGUAGUUGUUACCAAGGUCAUAACCCUUUUAAAAAUAUUCAGCUCGUGCCAGCCGGCUUAAUUAUCAGUAUGUCACUCAAGGUGGAUGUUCACACUCAUAUUCUUCCGGAAAAAUGGCCUUCCUUGAAAGAGAGAUAUGGUUAUGGUGGAUGGGUAAAUAUGGUUCCUUGUGGAAAAGAAAAAGCCCGGAUGAUGAAAGAUGACGGCACACUGUUUCGUGUUGUGGCAAGAAACACGUGGGACUCUGUGGUUCGACUGCAAGAUAUGGACAGAACAGGGGUCAACGUUCAGGUGCUCUCCACGGUCCCUGUAAUGUUUAGCUAUUGG